Platichthys flesus (European flounder) is the source of this 3607-nucleotide messenger RNA. RefSeq lists its product as uncharacterized. The coding region runs from base 69 to 1403 and encodes 444 amino acids. NCBI's taxonomy places the organism in Eukaryota, Metazoa, Chordata, Actinopteri, Pleuronectiformes, Pleuronectidae. The transcript has 5 exons. The record is from RefSeq and is a predicted model, not a curated record.
GUGCUGCAUCAACUGCCACUACUGGAGCUCCUGCACUUCAGCUCUGAGUUGGGAAUCUGUCUUCUGUGAUGGACGAGAUAAAAGGCCUAAGACGGAAGCUCUUCCUCCUCUUCAUUAUUACCUUCGUCAGCAUCUUAAUCUUCAGCUCAUCCAGGAGGAACAGAUCUAUCCCGAACUCACACAGAGCUACGGGCAUUUGCCCCUCUCAUGUCUCUGAUCAGACCAUCACCCCCCUCAACAACACCAAGCACCUACUGUUGUCGGCCUUCAUGGACCAGAGGGUCAAAGGCUUUGAUAUACGCAUCAUUGGCCUCUUCAGGAGAGACUCCAUCCAACCUCUUCACUGUCGCUUCUGCUGUGAAGGUUUCUUGUCGAUCACAACUCCAGCAAAAAUUGUACCACAUUCAGACAACUUUGGAUUUCCCUUCGUCACGACAGAUGUCAUGUGUCCGAUUCCUGAAAACUGCAAUGCGCCACAUGUCACUCUUCUGACUCAGCCAGAGAGUGGGAAUUUAUCUAAACAGAUUUGGCUCCCGAUAAGCAACAGAAAGACGAACAUGGACGAGAAGGAAAAGUUGCAGUUUAACUUCACAGUCUGCAUCUCCAACCUGUUUGGAGACUACAACAACGUGCUUCAGUUCGCCCAGACCCUGGAGAUGUACAGGCUGUUGGGUGUGGGCAGAGUGGUGAUCUAUAAAACAAGCUGUGGCCCAGAGCUCGAUCGUCUGUUGCAGAUCUACAGCCAGGACGGCUUCCUGGAGAUAGUUCCUUGGCCCAUCCACCAACAUCUGAAUCCAUCUAAAGGUUGGCUCUUCUCAGAGCACGGAGGGGACGUGCACUACUUUGGCCAGUUAGCCACGCUCAAUGAGUGCAUUUACAGAUCCAUGGAGCGCUCACGCUACGUCUUGCUGAACGACAUCGAUGAGAUUAUAAUGCCUUACCAACACGACAACCUGAUGUCUAUGAUGAACAUGCUCCAAGAGCAGCAUCCAAAUAUAGGGGUUUUCUUCAUCAAGAACCAUAUUUUUCCCAAAAAACACUUUGAGCCAAGUGGGAGGUUUCACCUACCGCAAUGGAACGGGCUGCCAGGAGUCAAUAUUCUGGAGCACAUCUACAGGGAGGAACCCAGCAUAAAUGUAUACCAUCCGCACAAGAUGAUACUUCAGCCAAGGUUGGUGGAGCAGACGUCAGUGCACGAGGUCAUCAAACAUAUGGGAAAUCACUUCCAGGUUCCACAAGAGAUCUGUCGGAUCAUUCACGUCCGUGUGGCUCUUCAGCGGGCGCUGACGCUGGAGCAGCUCAAUGUGGACAAACGACUGUGGGACUUCCAUGAAAAACUGGUUCCCAACGUGGACAAGGCGCUGAAAAGAGCGGGACUGCUGAACUCAGGGGGGCAGGGCUGAUGGACGGGACUGCACGGACAGGACAACUCUGAAUUGAAUGCAGGUCAAGGGGUCAAUGAUAGUCCGGAGAGCUGCAGAGGUGCUGGGUGAUGAUAAAUGGGACUUAUUGGUUUAUUUACAUUUUAUUUAGUUAUAGAUUGCAUCCAGCUCAGGUCAUUUUCUGCACUGUCCCUCAUCACAUCGACUAUAAUUACAGUAAAUGACGAAAAUCCGUCAUUAGAUUUCCUUGAGAUAGGUGGUAACAGGUUGAGCUUCUGAUGUAAAAAUGCAAAAUGUGAGAGAAAUCAAAAUGUCCAAUACACCUGAGGGUAUAUUCUUAUGUUGUUUUUUUUUAUGCAAAAUGCAUCACAUAUUCUCUUUUGUGGCCAAGUUGGAACUGCACGCAGGCCAGUCCAGCACCCCCACCCUCUUCUUCUGCAGCCAUGCUUUUUUUAUGUGUGCAGAAUGUGGUUUUUCAUUAUCUUGUUGCAAUAUGCAUAAGUGUCUCUGGAAAAGAUGUCGUCUUGAAGGCGACAGAUGCUGCUCCAAAAUCUCGAUGUACUUUUCGUUAUUAAUGGUGCCAUCACAGAAUUGUAAGUUACCUUUAACAAGGGCACUGACACAAGCCCAUACCAGGACAGACGCUGGUUUUAGAACUUGUUGCUGGUAACAGUCUGGAUGGUCCUUUACAUCUUUGAUCUGAAGUACACAGCGUCCACUUCUUCCAAAAAAGACCUGAAAUACUAACUCGUCAGAUCAAAACACACGUUUCCACAGUGCUGGAUCCAAGUCGACGGCGCUUCUGGACACAGUUAACAUAAGGCUUCCUUUUGGCAUGGUGAAGUUUUAACUGGCAUUUGUGAAUGUAACUUCUUAUUGUAGUGCCUGUUAAAGGUUGGCCAAAGUAAUCCUGAGCCCAUGUGGUUAUAUUGCUUUUAGAUAAAUGACGGUUCUGAAGGCAGUGUCGUCUGAGGGAUCGGAGAGCACGGUCAGUUAGCUUAGUCUUGAGCCCUAGCUCUUUAUGCACUGAAAUUCCUCCAGAUUCCUUGAAUCUUUUAAUGAUGUAAUGCACUGCAGAGGAUGGAAUAUCCAAAUCCCUUCCUUUCCUUCUUUGAGGAACACUGUUUUUAAACAUUCUCACACAUUUCUUGGCAAACUGGCGAUCCACGGCCCAUCUAUGCUCCUAAAGACCUUUCCUGCAUACUGCUUUUCUACCGAUUCAUGAUAACAAAUCAACCUGUUAACAUUGCCUAUUUCAAAUCACUUUUUUUUAUCCAUUUUUAAUCAUUCUAGCUUAUUACGAGCCUCUAAAUUGAAAUAUUUCAUGUAGGUAAAUAGGCACCAGGUUUUUAACAGGGAGAAUUCAGUCCAAUGUGAAUCCAGUGUUACAUCAUUGACUGUAUAUAAAGACUGACGACAUAGCUUUUCCCCCCCACCUUGUGACUGGCUGCAGUAUAGGUCUUAAAUAGCUCCUUGUUGCUCAUGGACCAAAUCAAAUCAGAAAGUGAAAGUACACUCAAGGAUGUUUUUUGUCAUUUUUUGAAAGUUCUUACCACACUGAUGUAUGCUGAAGUAUUUAAUUUACCAUUAUUUACCAUUGUUUCAACUUGUAAUGAUGCUUUAAUAAUUGGGUGAAAAAGUCACGAUUGACAGCAGCGAAUCCAGCUCAAUAUGUGCAAGAUGGGGGUGCUCGUUUCUGAGAUUUUUGGGCCUGAUUUCUGGGAAGUGGGAGUGGAGACAUGAUAUCCAACUUUAUAUACUGUGUGUUAUACAAGUGCAAGGCUGAUUCAGUUGCAAGUUUAAAGUUACACCUUGUUUACACUAAUGCAGAACAACACAUUAGCCUAACAGAAACUCCUUCAUAAUAAAGUUUUCUUUCUUCGUUAUUUCAGCCAAAGGAGACAUAAGUAAAGAAAAAAAAUAAAAAUAACCCUCAAAUUAAACUCCUUUCCAUUACCAUGAACAAAGAAGCCACCGCAUACAUAUUGGACUCGGACACAUUUAAAAAAGCAUCAUCAUUUGGAAACUAUUUAUUGAACAUUUGCAACCAGAUAUCAGUUAAAUACAGAACUUUCAUUUCUCUCUCUACAUCCCCCAACAGCAGGGACUGGCUACACUUCAUUACACUCUGAGAGGAGGGAAUGUUACAGGACUUGGUAAGGCGCACACUGUGCUGGAAGUCAUUUGGCUUUCUGUCUUCUGAUAAUAAAGAGAAAUGAAAUCUG